This is a messenger RNA of Aspergillus homomorphus CBS 101889, 396 nucleotides long. RefSeq names its product EthD domain-containing protein. The transcript has 2 exons. The record is from RefSeq and is a predicted model, not a curated record. Bases 1 to 396 code for a protein of 131 amino acids. NCBI's taxonomy places the organism in Eukaryota, Fungi, Ascomycota, Eurotiomycetes, Eurotiales, Aspergillaceae. Gene Ontology annotation, molecular function: oxidoreductase activity.
AUGCCAUACACUCUCCUCGCCUUCCUCACCCGCAAAGCCGGCACAACCCCUUCGGCCUUCAAAGCAUACUACGAGACUCACCAAAUCCCCUUACUGAAAAAAUUCUCGGCCCGGACCGGUUUCCUGUGGUUCACAAGCGGUUCUAUCUACCCCGGGAAUUGGGACAACACCACCGUCCUGAAAGAGGAGAAAGAGGAAGAUAAAGAAUCCUUCCCCUGGGACUGCUGCGCGGAGGUCGUCUUUCGGGAUCAGGCGCAUUUCGAGGCGUUCUACGGGGCGUUAGUGGCGGCCGGGGAGCGGUUGCAGGCGGAUGAAGACCGAUUUCUGGAGCGGGGAGAGAUGAAAGUGGUGCCAUUUGCGGAGGGAGCGGUGGCUACGACUUCUUUUGCGGGUUAA